Messenger RNA from Styela clava, 5309 nucleotides. Its product is annotated as dynein axonemal intermediate chain 7 homolog. Gene Ontology annotation, molecular function: microtubule binding; beta-tubulin binding. NCBI's taxonomy places the organism in Eukaryota, Metazoa, Chordata, Ascidiacea, Stolidobranchia, Styelidae. Gene Ontology annotation, cellular component: axoneme. The record is from RefSeq and is a predicted model, not a curated record.
UCGGCGGAUGAAAAUAUAUUCAACAAUUCAACUCUCUUGCGCCAUUUAAGAAUCGCUCCAGUAUUCGUUACCAUGGAUAUGUGAUACUUUUCUGAGGUUUCCGUAGCCGUUCGUUCAGUCUUUAUUUGAUUUUCUAGUUUCCAGUGAAAGAAUAUUCGAAUAUCUAGCGUUGCAAAGCUGAGAAAUGCCUCCCAAAUCAGCCAAUCGUUCUGGAAAAUCCACUCCAACCAAGGGACAAAGUCGCGGGGGAGAAAAAGAUAAAAAGAAAGAUGAAGAAGAUAUUAAGUUACAAGAGGAAGAAGAAGCAAGAAAAAAAGCAGAACAAGAAGAAAAGGAAAGAUUGGAAAAGGAGCUUAAAGAGAAAGAAGAACUUGCAAAGCUUGAAGCGUUAGAGGAAUCACGUCGAGAACAGCAAUUGAGAGAAACUGAAGAUAAAUUGACUGCUAUUAAGAAGCAUGUGGAAAUACUAGAAAAUGACAGAAGAGCUCAUGCUGCAUGGGGAAGAUACAUGAGAUGUGAUGGAAGUCCAGAUCCCACCAUACUUACUCAGAUAAAUACUUUCAUUAAUUUGACAAAAGAAACUGGAUCAGAUGAAAUCAAUGUUAUUUUGGAAGAAUUGAAAGAUAUUUAUGCUUUAAUAUAUGAACUGGAUUUUUUAUUGGAUGACACCCCAGAAGAAGAUGUAACACCAGAACAAGAGACUGAAUUCAAAUCAACAAUGCUGGCAUUACAAGAUCUUAUUUUGCAACGAUACAAUGAAGGAACAUUAAAAAUUCUGAAAGAAGCUAUCAAUCAAGCUGACACUGAGAGUGGAAAUUUACAAAAAGUUAUCAAAGGAGCAAAUGAAACUAUUAUGUUGUGGGGAAAUCUCAAUAAAAAUCCUCGAUUUAAAUCAUUUACUUUUGAAUCAGAAGCUUUUACCUUUGAUUUACCUAAACCAUUGGCAAUGGCUGAAAUUGCAAUAAGAAACCUGACAACAAAAUAUGAUUCUUAUUCUCACCAAUGCUCAACAUUUUAUCCCAAGCAAAAAAAGGUUCAACCAGCAGAAGAAGAGGUCGUGAACCAGGAAGAAGGUAAACAGGAAGAAGUUGUUGAAGGAGAGAAAACAGAAGAAGGAGGAGAACAAGAUGCAAAUGAAACUAAGUCAACCGGUGAUGAUGGAAGAAAAAGUGCAUUGAGCGAAACUGCUGGAUCAACAAAAGAGGGAGAAGUGAAAGAAGUUGAGGGAGAAGAAACUAAAGAAGGUGAUGAUGCAAGUACUCCUGCACCUGAAAUAAAGAUUGAUGAAAUCGAUGAAUUAGAUGAUGAUAUCCUUGAUGAAGACGUUGUUGAUCUGAGACAAUAUCAACAGAUAGGAGGAGUAUUUCAUGUUGAUCUUGUAAAGCUUCCUCCACAACCAAUAACAGUGAAAGGUUGGACAUUGCGCCAGGUUAUUGAUGAGCCAAUCACAGUUGUUGAAUAUCCAUCAGAAGCAUUUGCACCUAAGCCGUCAUCACGUGCUGCAUCUGCCAAGGAAGAAAACCGAGACACAGAGUCUCCUUCAAAAUUUAUAUCAGAACAAACUCAACCUCCACUCGGGCUUUCACUCCAGUUGCCAUCCGACGUCAUGUUUUUUGAAGAACCACAAGUUGCAAAAUGGGAUCCGGAAGAUUGUCAUUGGAAAACGACAGGAGUCAAUGAUAUUGAAUACACUGAAGAAACAAAAAGCCUUUCAUUCAAAACUAGAAACUUUGGAACAUUUUGUCUGAUGCAAGAUUCGCACGUCAACAUGCCAUUUCAGCAAUGGGAACUUCGUCCACUUGGACUCAAUCACACUUUACUUACAGUCACAGCAGCUAUUGCAGAAACUUUCAUUGAAAUUAAGGAAUCUGAAUGUAGAUUACAAGCACCAGAAGAUGUUGAUGCUCGUGCAACUGAAUUGAAACACUUGUAUGAAAGAUGGAUGAGUCCCAGAGAUCUUAUGAUUGGAUUGAGACAAGCCGGAAUAAAUAUUUUUCCUGCUGAGGAUUCAAAUAAAUUUGUCAGCAUACAGGAAAAGGUGCUAGAUUUGGAAGAAAUUUAUGAGCAAAUGGGAUUAUUAUCAUCAGCUUUUGCUUUUUGUUGGAGCAAAUGGAAUGCAUCAGUCACAAAAAAUCAGAUUGUGUUACAGGUGGCACCAUGGUUGGGACAUGGUGACACAAGGAAGAUGGAGGCACCACCAACUGAUGUGUUUGUUGCUCCUGUCCCUCCAGCUCCUAAGAUAACUGAAGAUGACUGGAGUUUAUUCUUGGUGGAUGAAAGAAAAACACACAGGCUCAAGAUAACCGAAUAUGACGAUGAUUUUCUACCUACUCAUUCGCCCGGUGCCGAAUUUCACUCCGAUCUAAUGCAUGCAGUUAUAGAAACACCGUUUUUGGAAAAACCUCAUUUGCCUGUGAAAGACCAAGUACUCGAUCGUAUUAAUUCUUCCGAUAAAGUUUUUGUACAUACUGUGAUGACCUUAUUGAAAGCAACGAAGUGCAUUACAUAUUCAUAGAUUUUUCAGACUGCAUGAUUUUAUUUAAAUUUUUUAAAAUUUAUAUUUUAUACAAGGAAUUGUUUCACAUGAUUGAGGCUAUUUUUGGCUGUACACCCCGGAGUGGAGAGAUAUAAAGGGACUGAUGCAAUUAAUAUAUUUUAGGUAAUUCAGCAUGCCCAGGUUUUAAGUCUUACUUCAAACUGCUUCGCCGAUAGUGUCGCUAAAAGUUCAUUUCCUGAUUUUAUAUUAAAAUAGGAAAGUUGACACAGAGUAAUUUCAACAGAAUCGCACACUCUUUACCAGAGGAUUAAGCUUCCAGCCCUCAAUAAAUACAACUCUGCUCACAAGUAGUAUUUAAAUCACCAUCAUUGGUCCUAUAGCCAAUGAAGGAUUCUUUUUUCAGGCUAAGUGUGUGCUGCUGCUAAAGUGGUAUGUGACGUAAUGGUGGAAAUAAAUCUGUUAUUAUCACAAAUUUUCUCCUAUUUACAUCUGGCCUUUGUAUAAAUUGCAUGUCAAAUCAGUGAGUUCGAAAAACAACCUUGAAUUUUAAUACUAAGUUGCCUGGCAUGAUGUCAUAUCAUCUGAUUUUAUAUUAUUCAUCAUUCUAUUCUCUAUCGUUCAAGCAGCCCUUGGCAUCACAAUGGGCUGUCCACAACUUUGCUACAACCUUUGUUUCGCCAAAGGCACUAUUGCAACUUGCAAGAUCAUAUACUGGAGUCCAUUUUUGAGCAGAUUGUUUCGAUGGACACCAUAGAUACAUGCACACUGUCUCGAUACUAUGUCGUCACUCGUCAUGUAUGUUGUUUUAAAUUUGAACAAAUGCUCUACCUAUAUGAUAUACCUGUCUGCAAAUACAUCUUGCAAAAGCAUAAGCAAAAAACAUUAUAUUUGACAUCUUUUAAAACAGUCCCAAAAACUUGUGCACUCGAAUACUGGACAUGAUAUUGCAUUCGAUAUCACAAUAAUUAUCUGACGAGCAAAUGGUCAGUUCACACGACGCAAGUGUGCGAUUGUCAGUGGAAUGGAAGUAGUUAUGAUAUGAAGUUAUGAUAGACCACGGGAUGAUAAGUGAAAUGCUAAAGCUAGACAGAGUUUUCAUAGUAUAUGAAAAUUAAGCAGCAAUUAGACAUGAGCUGUCUUGGAGAACAUUGUAAACCUCAUUAACCGUGGUACUUACAUAAUUUGUUCCGAUAGGCUCUAAUUGUACUCUGGCAUUAUUCAAUUAAUAUUGGAGCUAGAGUCAUCAUUUUAUACUCUCAGAGUCUGGUGAAGACCAAAGCUCUGUGCCUCUGUUGGCAAUGCAUACUAAAAUGUGCUGAAAAUACUUCAAUACGGAUUACCUAUGGAAUUGCAACAAACAAGGUGACAUGAAUCGAAAAAUAGUAUGGUAAUUACUUCGUGAAAUCAUUGAUUACUAUGUGUUAGGAUCAAAUAAAAAGACAUCAAGAGAAUUUGAUAAAAUAGUAUUAAACAAGGCAAAAAUAAUAUUAAGCAGAUUAAAAGGAAAGAAAAUAUUUAAUAUUAUCAUUAUUUACAAGUAUUCACACGAAGACAAAGAUAAGCUUCGAAUGCACAACCUUUAGUCCACAUGUGUAUGUGCAGAAACUUCUUACAGAAAUGAUUUUGUGAAUGAACACAGAAUGAAAUUCACUUCCUACUUCCUUGAAAGUUCAAAGUCCAACACAUUUAUUUCAUAAGAGGCACUUUGGUAACAUCAAAUCAUAAUAGUGAGUAUUGAACAAAUAAAUGUGCUGUUACAAACAGAUGCAUUUUACUUCGCUAGUGAAUUUAAUUUACUAAAAACAAUGAAAACAGAUUUUCUGGCAUAAUUCAGAUUGGUUUCUUAUAUAAGCAUACAAAUUGAUCAGCCUUAAAAUCCAUUCAACCCUUCUCUUCCCAGUUUCAGAAAGAUUGAGCGAACUGAAAAUCACUAUUUCAAUAUGAAAAAUGAUGAUUUCAAAAUCUUUUGUCAAGGUGAGAUAGACAUUACCUCAUACUGUUAUCAAAGUAUAACCCACAUAUAGAUUUCAAAAUUGAAUAUAGCAAAAGCACUGAUAUUAGAUCAUAAUAUAAUAAAAAUACAACCAUGAGGCAGGAUGUAAGCAAAAUAGACAUAUUGAAUAUUUUUAUCUCCAUGAAUACAGGUUUAUGAAACUGGUAAGUUUAUGUUGUAACCUACAUGCAGGGCUGGGGAGCCGGAGCUGUGGUGAUUUGUUGGGGCUGGAGCAUUUAGAGAUGGAGGUGAAGUAGCUCCAGUUCAAGUAAAUUGAUCCCGUUCAGCUUAUAUUUUCAAGUUGAAUUUUAGAAUGUGUGACACUUAUAUCAUGGUUGCUUAAACCCACUUUCACAAAACCUUAUUUCAGCUAAUAUUUCAUGGUACAAAGUGAAAAAGUUAGGCUCUGGAGCGCAGCUAUUAUGAUUUGAAAUGAGUCCCCCAGUCCUGAUUCCAUGUCUGUUUACAGUAUGUAUGUUCCAAAAUUUUUGAUUAAUUCAAUCCAAUUUUCACAUUAACAAGGAACAUUUGAGACCUACAGGAAUUAGUGCAAGGUAAUAUAAUAACAUUUAUUGGUAUGAAAUAAGAAUCAAAAAGUUAUCGAUAAUAAGAAUAAAAUUGCAAAAUAUAUAGGAUAAUGAUUAGUUCAGAAUUAAGUAAACAUAAUUUCGCACUUGGAAACAUAGGUUAUUGUCGGCCAAGUAUGAAGUAUGUAAAAAUCAAGUCAAAAAUAGAAUUUCACAUGAUUCACAUUUGGUCCACACAAAACUAAACCAAGAAAAAGAUGGACGUAAUUUAAUUCAUUGGCGAAAAAAUAAA